ACGUGCGCUGUUUUGGGGUGCGUAUCAAUUGGAGAAAUCCUGGGAGAAGAGAGGCAGAACCAAGAUAGGCCUGCUUAUUAUCGUUGGUCACGUGACUGCUAAAUGAGCAGUAAGAAGAGGGUCAGUGUGUUUGCUCGACUGGGUCCAGCCGGUCCUACGUCACCAGAUCAGGCUGUACCACCACCAAGCCAUCGUCGCUACAGCUCUGACAAGCACUUGGAUAAGGCUCACCACACUCACCCCCUCCCCCCUCCCCCACACUCACACCCUCACCCAGGAGCCAGAGAUGACAGCUUGAGGGAAAGAAAACCGAGCCAUCAAGAUUAUGAGGAAAAGAAACAGAUGCACUAUCGUGACGUACCUCCACCUCCUCCCCCACUCCCUUCCUCAUCUCGUCACCGCUCUCACAAACACUACCACGAGGAACCCGAACACUUGGAGUACCCCGAAAAGCCACCCCGAGAUGUCGGGGGAGGACGGGGUGAGAAACGUUCCUCCCUCACGUCCCCCCUCCCCCCUCCUCCUCCCCCUGCACCAAGAAAAUCUCGUGACCUUGCCGAUCGAUUAUCUCCGACCGGCAAAGACAUUCUGUCGAAACCGUUCAUGGGUGGCUAUGAGGACAAGUUGAGUAAACUGAAUCGAAGUGGUAGUGGGGGGAACAGUGGUAAUAAUGAGGGGGGCAGGGGGGUCGGAGGGGGUAAGGGGAAACGGGGGACCCCUCCAGAGGGGGGUGCGGGGAGCGAUGGGGAAGCAGGGGAAUUGGUGGAGGAAAGUCGAAGAAAGAGAAACAGACCUGACAAAAAGGCUAGGUUAGAAGGCAGUGGUAUAGACGAUGUUGGCAGAAGGCCCGCCAAACCACAUCAUUUGCCCGAGAGAGACAGGAGAGAGAAAGGUGGAGAGAGACACGGUUGGCCUGAGAAACCAACACUGCCAUCUUCUUCUUCCUCGUUGGCUCCGUUGGUUGAGGGUGCGGGAGGGGGAGAGGGGGAGGGCGGGAAAGAGGGACGAGCGAGAGGGAGAGGAGACGAGAGAGAAGGAAGAAGAAAACGCGAGGAGGAGUGGCCAGAACCACCACGGGAGCUAGCAAGAAAGAGAAAAAGAGAAAACUCGGAGGGAAUCUGCACUCCCCCACCUGACGCUAACUUGAAGCGAGCGAGACCAUUAGACAUCGGUUCCAAGGACCAGCCUUCAGACACGAGUGCUCUCCCUCCACGAGAUGAGAGACAUCCCCGUCCGGCCAAGGAGAGUGGCGAAUCGCUCGAGAGAAAGAGACGAUAUGAGUCUUCGGUCGGUGGCUCUGCUCCCGACACUGAUAAAGAGGCACCCCUGCCUAAAAAACCUCGUUCCGGUGAGACCACGAGCAGUCGUAAGACGAGUCGAGCAGAUAUUUCUUCGUCGUCGUCGAUGUCGGCUGGGACAAGUAUGCGGAAAAGAACAGAGCACUAUAAUAAAGGCAGAAGUGAGUCAGAGCACACCGGUGCCAGCGAGUCUGGAGAAGCCAUGAAACCUCCUCCAAAGUUGGACUGGAGUACCAUUAGCUCUCUCAGUCUCCCGCGACCCAAACCAUCAUCGACUUCGGCCGUCCAGCGAUUCAGUCCCGGGGCAGUCUUCUCUCGUCUGGGCGUGUCUCGUGCUCUCGCCGGGCCGAGCCUGUUUGCUCUAGUCUCGUCCUCGGUUUCGAAACAACUCGCAAGAGAAGAAGAGACUCUCUGCGUGGAAACUGGAAACAGGCUCCCAGAGGAACUCCUGGCGAGUCCGUUUGGCGACUCUGAAUUUGCCAUGACGGGGGUGUCGGGGAUCAAGACUGCUAAUGAGAAUUGUCGCGUGUGUGUCAAUAUCGGGCCGCACAGACAAGCACUGUUGGCUUCAGCAGACUUUGCGCUACGGAGAAGACUAGGAAAAUCCGCCAAGGGACUUCUCCCUCCAUCCCCCUCGUCUUCGACGUGGAGCUCUGAAAAUUUCGCAACAGCUCGAGACCUCUACAACUCCCUAGGAACCAAAGCCUCUGGCAAACCAGCCUAUCGUUUGGAAAGCUCGGAAGUGGGCAGUCUGCUCAUACCAAAGUGAAAAAAACGAACAAGACUCUAUAAUUCACUGUUUGGCAGUUACAAAAGACACCCUCAAAGCAUGCAGGAGCCUAUAAUUUUUCAUGGGUUAUACAAAUUUGUGUGAAACAUUUUUUGACACGUGCGGUAGUUCAAAGUCCGUCGGUGGUGGGGAUUAAUUGGAGAGAAGAUGAGCGAGAAGGGUAGCAGCAGUAAGCAGCCGGCGCGGGCGCUGGACGUGUCGCGAGCGACUCGAGAAGUGUGGCUGGUGAAAGUCCCCAACUACCUCUCCGACGUGUGGUCAAAGGCGGAGCCCGGAGCCGAGCUGGGCGUCAUGCGCGACGCUUCGGCGAAGGGGCGGCUUCAAGUCAGUUUUACUGUUGCUCCGAAGCUCCUUCAGAAGGCUCAGGCGGAUAUGGGGGUAGAAAUACCUGCUGAACACAAGGUUCAUAUGCAAAACACUUCAUCCCAAUCCCUCUGUACGUUCUCGGAAGAGGUGGGCGUGGCUGGUGGGUGUGGUCAACUAAUGGCAGAAGGGAAAGUGAGCCAACGAGCAGACAUCCAGCCUCCCAGCAGCGAAGUCUACAUGAAGCUGAAAGGGCACCAGUUCAGGGCAGCUGGGAAGACGAAGAACACGGCACAGCAGUUAGACAGAGCUCCAGCCACCGUCUACAAACCACGAUCACACCAAAAAGAAUAUGCUGAUCACGAGAAGAAAAAGAAGGAGGCUGGGAAGAGGGCAAAGGACGACAGGGAAGUUGUCCUCGAUCUAAUCUUCUCUGCCUUCCAGCAACACGAGUACUACAAUUUCAAGGACCUGGUUCAGAAGACUCAGCAACCGGUGUCCUAUCUCCGAGAGAUUCUGAAGGAGGUGUGCCAGUACAGUGUCAAAGCCCCUCAUAGAAACAUGUGGCACCUAAAGCCAGAGUACCGUCACUACCAACCAAAGACCGACUGAUUUAACUCUUUACUCACUCAUCAUUUUCAACACGUUUUAAAAUCUUGCAUAUUAUGUAUAAUAUACAUAAUAAUUAUAUUGAACAGACUCAAUAGACAAACUCAUUUUUGUACAAAAAACUGGCUAGUUUCAAAUGCCACAGUACACAUGACGGCGGGUGUGAGUGUGCUCUAAAUAGAAGUGUUAUACGGCAGCUGCUUCUGCCGUUGCCGUGGCAGUAUCCGCAGCCGGUUGCAUUUCCC
Geodia barretti is the source of this 3245-nucleotide messenger RNA. Lineage: Eukaryota; Metazoa; Porifera; Demospongiae; Tetractinellida; Geodiidae. The record is from the annotation of a GenBank genome assembly.